Protopterus annectens (West African lungfish) is the source of this 3411-nucleotide messenger RNA. Its product is annotated as galactoside alpha-(1,2)-fucosyltransferase 2-like. Gene Ontology annotation, molecular function: galactoside 2-alpha-L-fucosyltransferase activity. The coding region runs from base 764 to 1831 and encodes 355 amino acids. Gene Ontology annotation, biological process: carbohydrate metabolic process. The record is from RefSeq and is a predicted model, not a curated record. Lineage: Eukaryota; Metazoa; Chordata; Ceratodontiformes; Protopteridae. Gene Ontology annotation, cellular component: membrane. The transcript has 4 exons.
GUGAGUAUUGCUUUUUCCUUCCUGUUUAAGUAGAAAUCGCUAAGGAAGUGCACGUAUAUAGUUCUCUCUGAGCUAAUGGAAUUCUCUGAUAAUGUUUUCAAAUCAUCCAAAGCAUGUAAUUACGAAGAUUAUAGGUCUGCAAGAGACAGAUGCACGGAUCUAAGCAGGUUAAUGCAACCCUCUGCUUAUUCCCUUAAAGGCCAACCUACAUCUCCAUAUGAAGAAAGAAAGAAAGUCUUUGUUGUACAGAAGUGAUGACAGAUGCCACCAUGUCCAUAAAUUCCAGAGAUCUAGGAAUUAGAAGAACUAGGGGAUCCAGCCCAUCGCCGUGAUGGAAGGAAAAUUUGGGUAACUUAGAGCUAUUCCAUGUUUACAUCAUACAGUCUGCAGUCAUCUGUCAACCAUUUAAUCAUGUCAGUAUAAGGACUGUUUAGACCAUGAAGAACUAUCCACAUUUAUUAUGUUAAAAUAUACAUGGGUGUAAAUGUGUAGCACCCAGACGACAAAAUCUAGGAAUGUUGGUGCAAAGAAAUAAAACAAAAAGGCCUUUCUCUUCUCAGUGAAAGAACUGCCCUCAUCAUUAAUUUGGCCAUUUUCCAAAAUUAUGGUAACAGAAUGUGGCCCAUUCAUUUGUUAUGACAAGCUGAAGGUUAGAAAGACACUGACAUUUAAUAGUACAUCAAUGUUCAGAAAUCUACCAGUCACCAAAGUAAAAACAGAGUCCUGAAAAUAAAAAAAUUGCUUGAUUCAAGUACCACUCACAAUGAAAAUAGCAUUAAGAAAAAUUAUGCUGUUUGACAAAAGGACCUGUUUAUGGCAUUUUGACAAAAGGAUCUGUUUUUGGCAUUUAGCAUUUUUCUUUCUUGGAAUGCUCACCUUUCAUUUAUAUGUCAAUAAGUUCAGAGAUUAUUGGUUAAUUCAGAGAGUAACCAGUUCACUAGUUGAUCAUUUACAAAACAGUGAUGGUUUGCACAAAGGACUUUGGACCAUUCGUCCUGAUGGAAGACUGGGCAAUCAGAUGGGUGAAUAUGCAACUUUGUAUGCUCUUUCAUUGCUAAAUGGUUAUAAGGCUGUUAUUCUUCCAGAGAUGCAUAACAACUUGGCACCAAUUUUUAAAGUGACAUUGCCUGUGAUUGAUCAGAGCACAGCAGAUGCAGUCCCCUGGCAAGAGUAUCACCUUCAGGAUUGGAUGUCUGAUGAAUACAAGCAUAUUAAUAGACCAUUUAUCAAGUUAAGAGGAUAUCCAUGCUCAUGGACAUUCUACCAUCACAUUAGGAAGAAAAUAUUGAGGGAGUUCACUUUCCAAGAUGCACUCAAGCAAGAGGCCAACGAUUACCUUUGGAAAAUCAGAAAAGGUCUUAAAACUGUAACCUAUAUUGCUGUCCAUGUGCGGAGAGGUGACUAUGUUGAAGUUAUGCCUAAGGUUUGGAAGGGAGUAAUUGGAGAUAAAUUGUAUUUUAAGAAAGCCAUGGAUUACUUUAGACGGAGAUACAAGGAUGCUGUCUUUGUUGUCACAAGUAAUGACAUGGGAUGGUGUAAAAACAAUAUUGAGAAUUCCAAAGGGGAUGUGCAUUACAUAGGAGAUGGAGCAGAAUCACAUCCAGGUCGUGACUUUGCUAUUCUUUCCCAUUGUAAUCAUACUGUUAUGUCUAUUGGUACAUUUGGGUUUUGGGCUGCAUAUCUAGCUGGUGGAGACACAGUUUACCUCACUAACUUCACCUUGCCAGAUUCUGAGUUUCUUAAGCUUUUCCAUUAUGAUGCUGCCUUUCUGCCAAAUUGGAUUGGCAUACCAGCUGAUCUUACACCUUUACUCCAAAAUUCAGCCUCUUGAUUUUUUUUUUUUUUUUGCACUGAUGAUGAUGGUGUUUUUCAGGUGCAAUGAAACUCUCUCCUGAUUGGCUUGGAGAAGCUCAGUCACUCUUCAUGAGUAACAGUGUAUUGUAGUUAGAUAGGCAUUAUGUAUGAACUUGCAAAUUUUCAUUUAUGCUGCUCAAGUUCAGUCACUUACUACCCUUUCUUAACUUUCUCUUACUGCAAUGUUGGAAGCCAACAUGUUAUCUUGAUCAAUUAAAAUGUAGUCUGUAUCUCAAAAUCCAAGUAGUCAUGGUGCAGGAUCACAGGGGGCAACAAAGCAGGGACUUAUUCUGGUACCUCACUAUUGUAAACCAUCCUACAUCUACAAAUACAGACACACUUCUCCAUUUGAGAUACUCCAAAACCCUGUUGUAGUUUCAUUUCUCUUAUCUUCUCUUCUACUGGGAAUACUCAGUAGAGACUUACACUGUAAACAUCAGAGAUUUAGAAAAAAAUAAUUAUUCUUUUAUUUUUGUACCCUGUAGGCAGUUUAUGACUUGUACUGUUGACUGGACUGUUAACUAAUUACUAGGAUGUGGAGGGGGCUCCAUAACAUGGUAGAGACAUGAGCAGGUUCUACCAAAUCCAUUCACCCCAAUCAUCUUCCCUGAUAAGCUGCAUCAUAUUCUCAGUGAUUGCUCCUUCUUAAAGAAUGAACAACCAGUUAAACUCUUUUUAUACUAAUCAGCCAUGCUGCUUGUGUUACAUCCCCUCUUGCUGCUUAUUAACCUUUCUUCCAGUUCCUGCUGCUUUCUUGCUGUCCUUGCUAUUAGAUCCAUCUAAAGACAUUAUGUAUCCAAAAUUCUACACUGCAUUUUUGUUUACUUUUCACACCCUGUUUUUCCUUGUGUACUCUAUAAGUAGGCUACAAACAGCCACCUCUAAAAUAUAUGCUUCAUCCCCCCAAAAAACUCAUAGCUAUAUAUUUUCAUGAAAAGCUGUACAUUUAUAUAUAGUAACAGGUAUGCAAAUGCAGCACACACAUGGAACUGGUCCAGCUUGCUAUGGUGCAAUAUUCAACAUAACCUGGGAAUAUUCCUCCCACUCUCGUACUAUACAUGUGCCUGAAAAUUUGUUUAUAGUGGUGUGAGGACAAACAUUAUGCCUUAAAUGAUCCUUAUGAACGUGCAAAAUUUCUUCAUAACUGGUCAUCUUGCACAGCUAGCUGCUACAUUGCAAAUUAGGUGUUGUAGCGAUUACAGAAUCUUUAGAUACCACUUCAAGAAUACAACAAUAAACUUUACUUUCCUAUUUCACUCCUUACACCCAGCUAUAUUCUCAUUUUCCCCUUGCACCUUCCCACCCACAUGCCUGCAUUCAUUUUUUUGCAUUAAAUAAACAUGGUCUUCUAUUUUAUUUUACUCUAAACUUUACUUUUCUUCUUAUAAGUCUUUUUUCGUUAUUCUUAUUUGUUGCUUCUUCUUGCCUAUCUCAAAAUGUUUAUCACUUUAUCUGUGGAAAUUUUCUCCCCAGGCCUCCAUUGAAAAUGGGCUUUUGUUCAUUUGGACUAUCCCAGUCAACAAAUGUAAUAAACAAAUAAAUGCAUACAUACAUACA